UUUUCAUUUGUGAGGUUAUGUUUACCUCCUAAAGACUCUUACUCUUAUCAUUACCAUUCCUCCCCCUGUCAAAUCGAACUCAAACUCAAACAUUUUCGUUUGGAACAACUAAUUUACUAUCACCGUAGACAAAUAGUUCUUACUAACUCGCUAGGAACGUCCAACCGAUGUUACUGUCUCGAUGAUUUAGAGUUUGUAUGCAUCCUACGCGCUGCUGUGUCAUUUUGAAAUGGUCAACGACUCAGACACCCUAAUUUCGUUGAAACAGCUACUAGAAGAAUUUUAUGGCAUCGGAACGAGUAAUGUGCGAAAGAGAGAAAUUGAAACGCUCUUGUCAGAUUUUGGGAGACAGAGACAUGCAUGGAAGCAAUGUUUCUAUUUCAUGUCUCAUUCAGAUAAUCAGUACAUUUGGAUGUUUUGCCUAACCAAUGUAAUUGAGACUGUCAUAACUCAACGCUGGAUCAGUCUAGAGUCAAAUGAGAGAGCAGAGCUACGAUCGUUUCUGUACAAUGCUGCCGUGUCACCAGAUAGCACCAUUCCUCUAUUCAUCAGAAACAAGCUCAUUAAGCUGAUGUGUAUUAUUGCUAAGUUCGAUUGGCCCCACUUUUAUCCAGAUUUUUUCGUCAACAUUAUCAAUCUGAUACAAAGCAGAACCACAACCAAAGUAGGACUUUUAAUACUAAAAACUGCAUCCGAAGAGUUAAUAACUUUGAAAGAAGAUAUAAGCGCCUCGAGGAAAGAAGAAUUGCAGAGGCUUUUCCAAGCCCAUCUACCGCAAGUGUUCACAAUUUUAACUGCUGUUUUAGAAAGCAGUAACAACAAUGAAGAUACAUGUGAAUUAGCUCUAGAAACUUGUGCUCAUCUGUUCUCUUGGGCACCUCUCGGUCCUCAUUUCACACCAUCUCUUCUUCAAAUUGUCUUCAAUUUCACCUCUGACCGGGGUGAUUUAGGAGCGGUGGCUUUAAGCGCCUUGAAUGAGAUUCUGUAUAAAAAUUGUGUUCCUGUGACAAGUUUACCUUUAAUCUUGUGGCUGUGUGAACAAGCCUGCCAUCUUCUUCAGAACUUAGUCAAAAUAGAGAACUCUAGUUGUUCUUACAACUUUUCUCUGAAGUUCAUUGAUUUGAUAAAGCAAGUCAUAGUUACUCAUUGGCAUCGAGUUGAGUCGAGCCCAAACUUCCCAGCGAAAGAGUUUUUAUUGGCAUUCCUCAGAUUUACUUUCCAACAAACACAUGUUGAAUUCUACUAUGACUGUCUAGACACCUGGUGUUCAUUUCUGGAUUACUUACAACUUCAAGACUGUGAUCAUAUUUUAGAGUAUGGAACAAUUUUGUUAAAACUGGUAAGAGACUUACUGGUUUACUUGAACCAAGAAAAAGAACUCUCCAAUGACAGUUUAAAUCAAGAUGAAGAAAGUCCGAAGCAAGAGUUUGUUAGACUUACUGUUGGAGUAAUCGAAAAAGUCUGUGAUGUUCUUCCGUCUCAAGAAGAAGUUUGUAGCAUGGUGUAUGAGCAGUGGCAAUCUGCUUGUGCAAUUUACACCAACGUCCUCUCAAGUAAUGCAAAUCCCCAAACAAUUCAAGAGAAGGACUUGGCAUCUCUCUGCCUAAUUUUAUCAAAACUGCAUCCGUACCUGAAACCUACUCCAGCGCAGACUUCAAUAAUUUCCACUUUGGUGCAUCUUGCUUCUACCUCUACUCAGCUGAAGUUGUAUAGCGAUCCAUCUUACAGCAGUUAUAAAUACUUUUCAUCUACACUUCUUCGUAUACACUGUGAAUUAUUUGCAUCACUACACACCUGGCUAUCACAGAAUAGUGAAUUAGAUGAAGCAGUAUACCAAAAAGCCUUGUCAAGUUGUUUAGAAUACGUAUUGCCCCCGCAAAGCGAGCCACGGUUCACUCCAAUCACCCUUCAAAGAGCUGCCGCACAUUUAUUCUCUUGCUUGGCUUACAAACCUCAUCUUCUUCCACUUUGUUUUCAACCUUUAGUUGAUAAUCUUGCUCUUACUCACUUAGAUCCAAAAGCUCGGCUUGUUGUCCACGCUACACUUUUCAAAUGUAUACUAGCUCUUCAAAAUAUCUCAUUCAACGAGCGUUUAAAUAUUCUUACAAAUUUCUUCGGUACUCUAGUCAAAGUCGAAACACUUUCUCACCUGACAUCACUCCUGGAAUGUUGUAAGCCGGACAAACAAGCUGAAAAGAAGUUACUGUACGCAGCACUGCAGCCAAUCUUAGCAAAAAUCAUCACUGAAUUCCAUCAGCAACUGUCGCAAAAUUCUAAUGUUUGUGUUGACAUGUUAGCCUUGUUUUUGGAGGCGUUUAAAUCUCUUCACGACCAAAUGGGCUCCUCUUUUACAUCAGAAGCAAUAACAACACUAAUGGACUGUUAUAAUGGUAGUAAUAUCACUAUUGGUAUUGAUAAGUUGUUACAACUUCUAAUGUUCAUCGUUGAGCUCCCAAGUAGCGCUUUCAAACAUUUCGUUCCCUGCUGCAUCAAUCUAUGCAUGCAGCUCUUGCUGCCUGACAAUGGGACACAUGUCAAUCCCGAUAUCAAAGCACCAUUAUUCCAAUUAGUCUUCAGUAUACUUCUGCAUAAAUGGCAGUACUUCUACCAAAAUUCUUUAUACGAUGCUCAAGUUCCGGUGGAUAAAGUAGACAGCUUGAAAAAAGUUCUCACCGCAGUGGGGAUGUCCUUAAUGGAAUCAGACGUUACACUAUUUGCUGAAAAUCUCAAGUCACUUGAAGUCAUAAAUGAAAAAUGGAAACUCUACAGCAGAGAUUUUUUCAAGUCCAAUUUUUUAGAUUGUUUUUUGAAUGUCCUUCUUAACAUUCUGAUACAAAAAAGUCACUCCUUGCUCAUCGACGACAUUAUCACUGCUAUUUUUAACUUAUCAUCCGUAAAUUUUGAUAUUUUCUUUUCUCAUUUUAUUCCGGUAUUCCUCGAAAGUAUUGAAGGAUUAGAUGACAAUCAAAGACGUUCACUUCGACAAAAUAUGAGAACAGACACGGAUCUACCCAGUUUUUCGGUAAAUAUAUCCCGGUUCAUAAGUGAUAUCUGUAGGUAUUUAAUAUUCAAUGAUGCUAGAGCACCUUCUUGAUUUUUUUAACCUCUCAUCCAUUAUUUUGGUGAGCAAAAUGAAUAUACUAGGAAUUCAUAUUUUUAGGCCGAAUCUCCAAUUGGACCUCUUAUGCUAAAUAUUCCUAGUGGUGAAAAACUUUUGAGAGUUAGUAAAAAAGCUGUGAAAGUUCAAGUUUUUCUGGUCAAAAUGUUCAAGGUGGAUCCUCAAUUUCUCGAUCAAUGGAACUUCCAUGUGGCUUUGACAUAUGGACAAUGAAACUGCAGGAACGCGUGUAUAGUUAAGGGUAUUUCAAAAUCUAUGCUUCCUUCUUAUUUUAUCAAAGAAGAACAAGCCAAUGCUAUCGCUUGAAAUUUUCAAAGAAUAUUCUACACUCAGAGAAGAAAAAUUAGGGAAGUUUUCCAGGGAAGUACUGAAACGUCAAUCUGGGUUUCAUCAUUACUUGGCAUAUUCUUAUGAGGAAAUCAAUCUUUUAAAACCUUAAAGUAAACUCCAAGGAAUUUUUUCUAGAUUUUUAUUGAUAUUAAUGUAUCAGUAUUGAUGAUAAAUCAGGAGAAGUGCUUUUGAUUUAAUGAUAAAGAUACGUAUCAAAAAUGACUCUCAGCGAGAACAUCCCUUAGUGACCAAUUUAAAAACUGACUUCUCAGUUUUUUUUAAAAAAAAUGCCUUUCAAUUACUAAUAUUUAAGUCUUUGCGAUUUUACCCUGAAUGUAUUGCUUCUAAGAGGAUCUAUCUGAUAAGGGUCCCUUCAAUUUAAAGCCUAAGGAAAAAAUUUGGGGAAAAAAAUUUUAAAUAGAAAAAUAGUGACAUUCUUUGAAAUUUGGAUGCAAAUAAUGGUGCUAAUGUGAUAUCUUUUAUAAAGCAUUCAUUCCGUUAAAGUCGACAUUUGGUGUGAAUGCCACCGAAAGUCUUGAAUACCUUAAAUUAAAUCAGUAUGUUCUUUCAUCAAAAGUAUAUCAGUACUAGAGUCAAAUCUGUUAACAUCAAGUUUAAUAAUGCCUGCUUUAAUCCUAAAAAAGCUCUAAAAAUCGCAGUCAUGAUGGUGAAUUUAAUUCCAAUUAAGUUCAAUAUUUCAUUACCACGUAAGUAAUCUCACACCGUCUUUUUGCAAAUUUUUUUUUUUUUUGUUAGUUUGUUUGUUUACUUUAAAAUAUCCCUGAAAGCAUAAUCUUGCUCUUCCAAGUAAAGCCCUGCAAGAACAUUAUUUAGUUCAGAAUAAAUUUAAACAUAAAAGCAUAUUUUAUGGAAUGUCAAUAAAAUUGAACAAAAACGAAUUCAGAAACAGAAAAGUCUCAGGAAUUAUCCUAAUAAAAAUUAUAGUGCUUCGCUGUUAUGAACCUUUAAGAAGCAUAGUAAAGAAUUUUAGUAUUGGAGGAGCAUGCUGCAACUGACAUCUUGGUAUGAAAGAAUUUCAUUUCUAUAGUCUAGAGUCAAAUAAUCGUAAUUAAUUAUUUUUGAUAAACCGAGUUAUUUGCAUUCUUGAAGUACUGAGUUAGCGAUUCAUCCUUGUAAAAAAAAAUGGUUAUGAUUUGCAAUACCAAUGUACAGUACAAAUGUAGUUACUGUUCUUUGGCCCCUAACCAGUCGGACUGCAUUUUGCCAUAAGGAAGUACAAUAUCUGACCCAUCGAUAAAAACACCUAUCUGCGUAGGGAAACUAGUGGUACAUAUCAUAUGUUGCCUCCAAA
Bemisia tabaci is the source of this 4760-nucleotide messenger RNA. It is a transcript of the gene ebo, whose product is annotated as exportin ellipsoid body open. NCBI's taxonomy places the organism in Eukaryota, Metazoa, Arthropoda, Insecta, Hemiptera, Aleyrodidae. The record is from RefSeq and is a predicted model, not a curated record. Gene Ontology annotation, molecular function: nuclear export signal receptor activity. Gene Ontology annotation, biological process: protein export from nucleus.